This is a messenger RNA of Mytilus californianus (California mussel), 3962 nucleotides long. Its product is annotated as rabenosyn-5-like. The coding region runs from base 388 to 1875 and encodes 495 amino acids. Gene Ontology annotation, molecular function: metal ion binding. The record is from RefSeq and is a predicted model, not a curated record. NCBI's taxonomy places the organism in Eukaryota, Metazoa, Mollusca, Bivalvia, Mytilida, Mytilidae. The transcript is spliced from 9 exons.
AGGCAGUCAGAAAGUGAAACCGGAAAAGGAAGUGAGGGGGAAUUUAUUAUUGUCCCCGAACAGUCUAGUAGUCGAUUUGUUCUCCUGCAGUUUUAUUAAUUGCUGUUAAAUGUUACCUUUUUGCGUUGAAUGUCCUAAAACUACUUUUUCUUAGAAUGAGAACAUAAAUUCAAUCAGUAUUUUUUUUAAUUUAUAAUCAUCCUUUAACGGCCACCGUUCGGAUCUCCUCUAGACAGUCAUUGAUGGGCAGAUAGAGUAAAAAUUUGAGAAAUGUUUGAUUGUUUUCUGUAACUGGAAAUGACAUGCUACAAAUAUAUGUCAUAAAGCUUAUAGAAUUACUAACAUUUCCUAGGUGAAACUUGAGCAGUUUUCCCCCAUAAUUCAAGCAUGGCAACUUCCAGUGAUGUAAGAGAGGGCUUCUUAUGCCCAAUGUGUAUGAAGGAUCUCGGAACAGUAUCCAUGUUACAAGAUCAUUUUGAGGAAGAACAUUCAAAUGAAGACAAAGAUGUGCUACAGCAUUUGAGAGGAUUAUUUGGUAAAGCUAAGAAGAAGAUAUUAGGAGAGAAAGAGAACCAUGAUUAUGUAGAUCAAUCUGAUUCUGUUACUGACAGCUAUUCUGCUAACUUGACUAAAACUGGUUAUGAUUCUUCACUAUGGGAUCCUCAGGAAAUAGGUGUGAUUAGAAGUCAUACUGAUGUAUUCAAAGCUACAAGGGGAGCUAGAGUAGACAGAUUUGUAGUUGAGACGAACAAACUAAUUAUUCGACUGGAUAAAUUAACAGGAAGUAAUUCACCUACUGACACAGGGAAAAGGAAAGCUUUUGAGAAGUCUGUUGUUCCUUGGAUGCCAGAUAAAUACGUACAGACAUGUCCAGAUUGUACCCGUAACUUUUCUCUUACCAGACGAAGACACCAUUGUCGAUUGUGUGGUGGAAUAAUGUGUGAUAAGUGUUCACAUUUCCUUCCUCAUACAUUUGCAAAGAAGCUGACAAACCCAGCUUUUCAGACAGAAAUGGAGGUUGGUUUUCUAAAGAGAACAGGUAGCAACAGUAGCCUUAAUUCAUUGAUGAGUCCUGAGGGAGAGGCUCAUAUACGUACAUGCAAUAACUGUCGUAAAUUAUUGGAGCGGAGAGAUCAACAAAUUCAACAACGUAAUGUUAAACCACCAAUAGUUAUUAUGUAUGAGAAAUUGCAGUCUUAUGUUGAAAAUGCACAGAUGUUAUUGAAAGAGUUUAUACCAAUGGUAGAAUCACUGAGUUGUGGUGAGUCAACCUAUAACAUGUAUACAGCACAACAGUACAGAAAUAAAAUCCUAAAGAUGUAUGAAAGUAUUGACAGUGUUAGUAAAAGAAUAUGGAUGCAUGAGACAAAUGCUGACCCCCCUCCACCAGCAACACAACUAAAAAUGCAGAAAAAUAUCCGAACCAUGGCAACAAGUUUUAUGCAAGAUAAUAUGAUUGGUCUGCAGGCUUUACCAUCCGAGGAACAUUAUAAAAAAUUACAAGAAGCUAGAAAAAUUGAAAUUCAACAACGGAUUGCCGAUGAAAGACAGGCUUCUGCCGAGGCACAGGAAAAGGAGAGAAAACAACAGGAACAAAGGGAGAUAACUACAAAACAUCAAAUUCAUCCCUCUAAUAGGGACUCGGAUCAACCAGCUAAAGUGCAAUCCCAGAAGAAAUCUGGCUGGAUACCAGAAGAAACCAGUAUACGUUACAGUGACAAAGACGAUCCUAUGGUUCAACAGAUGAAUAUAAUCAGGGGCUAUAUCAAACAAGCUAGACAAGCAGAAAAGUUUGAUGAAGUUAAAAUGUUAGAACAAAAUUUAAAAGAUUUACAACAAGAAUAUCUUAGGCAACAAAGACAGAAUUGGUCAUAAUAGUUCUAAAUUUAAUUAAGUAUGUUAUUGUAAUUUUGUUAUCUAUUUAUUUUGAAUUAGCUUAGAUACCAGUCUUCUUUCAUAACAAAAGGUUCACACUGUGUGUUUCUUCAAAAUCAGUCUUAUAUAAAUCUCCUGUUUGGUUUUAUUUCAAACACAUCACCAAGUUUAUUUUCCCACUCAUGAACAGUUUUAUUCAAUUUUUUGAGACAAAAAAAUAUCAGUUUGUAUUGAGUAUCAACCAGUAACAAAUAUAUAUUUAUAUAUCUACAAGGUGAAAUUUUGACAAUUUUGUGGAAGUUUUUUGUUUAGCCUGCGACUUUUGUCGCAGAAAGCUCGACAUAGGGAUAGUGAUCCGGCGGCAGCGGCGUUAGCUAACUUCUUAAAAGCUUUAUAUUUUAGAAGGUGGAAGAUCUGGAUGCUUCAUACUUUGUAUAUGGAUGCCUCAUGUUACGAAGUUUCUGUCAGUCACAUGUCCAAUGUCCUUGACCUCAUUUUCAUCGUUCAGUGACUACUUGAAAAAAAAGUUAAGAUUUUUUGUAAUGUUAAAUUCUCUCUUAUUAUAAGUAAUAGGAUAACUACAUUUGGUAUGUGCGUACCUUGCAAGGUCCUCAUGCCCGUCAGACAGUUUUCACUUGACCUCGACCUCAUUUCAUGGAUCAGUGAACAAGGUUAAGUUUUGGUGGUCAAGUCCAUAUCUCAGAUACUAUAAGCAAUAGGUCUAGUAUAUUCGGUGUAUGGAAGGACUGUAAGGUGUACAUGUCCAACUGGCAGGUGUCAUCUGACCUUGACCUCAUUUUCAUGGUUCAGUGGUUAUAGUUAAGUUUUUGUGUUUUGGUCUGUUUUUCUUAUACUGUAUGCAAUAGGUCUACUAUAUUUGGUGUAUGGAAUGAUUGUAAGGUGUACAUGUCUAGCUGGCAGGUGUCAUCUGACCUUGACCUCAUUUUCAUGGUUCAGUGAUCAAAGUUAAGUUUUUGAGUUAUGGUCUUUUUUUCUAAUACUAUAUGCAAUAGUUCAACUAUAUUUGGUGUAUGGAAAUAUUUUAUGAUCUAUAUGUCAGUCACGCAGGUUUUAUUUGACCUUGACCUCAUUUUCAAGGUUCAUUGCUCAGUGUUAAGUUUUUGUGUUUUGGUCUGUUUUUCUUAAACUAUAAGCAAUAGGUCAACUAUAUUUGUUGUAUGGAAGAAUUGUUAGCUGUACAUGCCUGCCUAGCAUGGUUCAUCUGACCUUGACCUCAUUUUCAUGGUUCAUUGGUCAAUGUUUAGUUUACUUGGUUAAUGUUAAGUUUAUGUGACAGUUGUAAUAAAGCUUUAUAUUUAGGACUAUCAACAUAAUAUCAAUGAUAAGAAUAGAAGGCGAGACAUUUCAGCGUGUGCACUCUUGUUAUAAAUGGUUUUGGCUGUUGUUUUCAAGAUUCUCAAAGGUUGUAACUGUAUUUAUCUGUCAUUUUGUUUUCCCAAUUCAUGGACUCAACAUAACAAUUUAAUUAUUUUAACUUGAUAUUCCUGACGACUGAAAUAAAAUUCCCUCUUGAAGUAGAUGAAAACAAAGGGAUAACACAUAUUGAAUUGAUAUUGACUGGUUGUUAGAUAAAUACAAUAUCAAUGAUAAUUCAUAUGCUUACAACAUCUUUUUAAUCCUCAGACAAAUAAUCAACACUAUGUAUAACCAACAUGUCAGUUAAACACAACUGAUUAAUUUAACUUCUAUAAAACUGUUAAGUAUAUUUUUGAAUUGUGUAAUUUAUUCUAUAAUGUGCAAUGCUUUAUCUUGCAGGGAAUUUCAUUAUUUGAUAAAUUUUAAUUUUUUAAUAGUUUUUUUUUUAAAUAUGUAGAUUUCAUAAAUAAUUGAUUAUACAUAUAUAUAUAUAUAAUUCUAGUCUAAAUUUAUAAAUGUAUUAUUUACAAUAUUGUAUGCAUCUCAAUCAUGGAUUAACAAAUUAGUAUUUUCUCUUGUUGUACAUGUACUUACUAGUGAUAAUGGGGCCCUUUAUAGCUUGCUGUUCGGUGUGAGCCAAUGCUCCGUGUUGAAGGCCGUACCUUGACCUAUAAUGGUUUACUUUUAUAAAUUGUAACUUGGAUGGAGAG